AUGCUACCUCAGAAUGUGAGCCCAUAUCCCUCCCCUCCAGAAUAUGCGUUAAAUUAUACCAAUGAUAAUAUAAGAUCCGGGAGUAUUCCAAAACCCCCUCCUGUACCAUUGAAGUUCAAAGUCUUCAAUGAGGAGUACAAUCUAGAAGGAGUGAGUGUUGUUGUACCAGUUUAUCCUGGAUUUAGCCAAUGAUGCCGUCUUUGCAAGACUUGGAGAUCACCAAAUAUUAUAAUUCGAAGGAACCCUGGAAAGCCGAGCUCAGGAAACUCAACUUUAGUGUGGUCGCCGCAUUUCUAGACCUUUUAGAUAUUCUUAUAAAGUGAGUAUAUUGCAAGAUUCGUUUUAAUUCUUUAGAAAUCCACAGCAUCCUGAAAGAAAAGAAAAGAUUGAAACUAUCAGGACCUUAUUUAUCAACAUGCAUCAUUUAAUUAACGAACGACGGCCUGUUCAAGCUCGUGAAACUUUGGUCGAGAUGAUGAGGAAACAAAAUAGAGAUUUAUCAGUAAGUGGACAUUAUUUGGGAUUGUGAAUGAUUAUUAUUUUUUUUCAGAAUGUAAUAACCAGACUCAAACUUCUUCUUUCCAACGUCGGAUCAAAACUGAACGAAAUGCACAAAGAGAUUGAAGAAUGCACUAUAGAAUUAACUAUUCCUGAAUGUUCUACAUCCUCCAUUUCGCCUCCUGAACGUAAGAUUCGGUUAAAUGGAUGCAAUUUUUUUUAGAUAAAGUUAUGACGUAUAAUAUAAUACAAGACAGAAGACUCACGAAGAAGCAAGUGAAAAUGCAGGAAUUCAAGUGCAAGGAUGAAGCCUUGUUAAAACACAUGAAAUUAUUAACUUUGGCCGAAGAAGAUAAGACCGAAUACACGGAUACAUUCAAUGAUGAUGAUCUGGCUGAUGUAGAAGAGAAUGUCAUUGAUGAAGAGGAAAACGAAGAAAGUACCCUUAGUGAAAGCUCAGAAAUUAACGAGGAUGACUUUAUUGAAGACGAUAAAAGCUCGGAAUCAGAAGAAGCCGUUAAAGAUUCGGUCAUGGAUGUUACUGUGGAGUAUAUGGAUGACGAUGAAGACGACGAAGAUGAGGAUGAAGAGGAUCUAGACGAUGUAAUGGACGACUCCGAUGAGGAUAAAGCUUCCGGUUCACCUCAAGUAGGUUUAAUAUAAUUUGAUUUUAUUCCUUCAUAUUUAGUCAGCGAUAUCGGCUGAAAAUACAAGUGGACUGGAACCACCAUCAGAGUUUGUAGAUGAUAAGCCAAGGCCAGAAGAGCCUAUGGAACCCGAGAUUAACAUGAUGCCCGAACAAGAGAACUCUCAGCAGUUCCCAAUGUCUCCAGAAUUGGAUAAUCAAAACGAUUCUGGAGAUAAUUCGGACCCUGAGGCAGUUCAAUGA
This is a messenger RNA of Bursaphelenchus xylophilus (pine wood nematode), 1387 nucleotides long. The record is from the annotation of a GenBank genome assembly. NCBI's taxonomy places the organism in Eukaryota, Metazoa, Nematoda, Chromadorea, Rhabditida, Aphelenchoididae.